Messenger RNA from Sodiomyces alkalinus F11, 432 nucleotides. RefSeq lists its product as hypothetical. The transcript has 2 exons. Lineage: Eukaryota; Fungi; Ascomycota; Sordariomycetes; Glomerellales; Plectosphaerellaceae. The record is from RefSeq and is a predicted model, not a curated record. Bases 1 to 432 code for a protein of 143 amino acids.
AUGUCCCAGAGAGCGCCCGACUACCCUCCGCCCAACUACAUAACGCCGCCCUUCCCGUCCCUGUCGCUCCAACCCAGAGACCUGACAGGCGAUCACCGCUGGAGCCUGUACUAUCUCAGCGACAUAUGGCGCUUCACCGUCCUCUGGACCAUCAUCUUCUAUGCGGCGGUCCAUCUGGCGGCCGCCGCCAUCGCCAUCGCCAUGCAAGGCGGCAAAAAACGCUCCCGGGUGCAUCUCUGGGUGGCGCCCAUCAUCUACGUCAGCGUCGCCAUGGUGCAGGGACUCAUAGCCGGUAGCAUUGUCGGCGUGAUACUUGCCGCCGUUUACAACGCAGGUUUCUUCUCCAUGUCGACCUGGCUACCCGCCCUUUGGGGUCUUAUCAACGUUCUCGUCCUUAUCAUCUCGUCCUUCUCUAUCCAGGGCGCGCUUUGA